UUCCAAUCCGCCUUUCCCCCAGCCCCCUCGAGUCCGUUGCCGAAGCUAAGCAAAGCAAAGCAAACGCAGCGCAGAGCAGAGCAAAGGCGAACGCCGAGCGUGCUCCUUCAGCGUCUUCGUCCUCUCCCUCUCGCCUCCGUUGCUUCGCUCGGUUCCCUUGUCGGUCCUCCGCUUCCAUCGCAAGUACCUCGAGUUUAUUAGGAUUGGUGGAACUACUAAUUGCACUUCCAUAUUUAUGGAAAUUGUGGAAGUUGUGCAUGAUGAUUGCAAGGAUGGCAUGGUGAAAUGUGCCAUAGAAGAUGGGUGGGUGAAGCCAAGCAUGUACCAAAAUAACUUCACUUGUAAGCCUGUUCAGGAUGAAAUUCAUGGUGUACUUUUUCCUGCCUCAGAAGAUGAAGCAAUGGAGGUUGAGCAUUUACUUUUGGAGCCACAAAUUGAAAAAGAUUUAAGCAACAAUAUCAUGCUUAUGGGCUCAGAGCAUUCUAAAGAGUGCCUAGCUAUCGAAGAUUUUACAUUUGCAGUUGAUUACACAGAUUGUAAAGCAGAUUUUGGAAAAAAUUAUUCUGAUGCUGCACUGAUUCAGAAACAUGAGUUUGUUGAUAGCAUGCUCCAGGGAGUUAAUGAAGGGAAUCUUCAUGGACAAAGCAAUUUCUGCAGCAUCUGUCCUGAACUUUUUUGGGAUAAUGACUGUGCAGAAAGCCUUCAGGUUAAAUGUGCUUCCCAGUACACAUCAUGUAUUAGAAAUUUCAGAUCAGAUUUGCAAACCAAAAGCAUUGGAAUACAUAGUGAUGCUGGAGAAUUCUCAGACUUGUCAAAUGCUCUUAAUUCUCCAUAUGAUGCUGCUACGCCUGCUCGAGAUGCAUUUUUGUUCGAUGAUGUAAGCACCGAUCAACUUCCUGAUGUGUUCAGAAGCACUUUGGGAUGGGGUACAUCAGUGGAGGACAAGCAGUCUCUGGAGCAUCAUAUACUCUUUGAAUUGCAGAACCUGACUGAAAUUAACAAAUUUUCCAGUCCCUCGCAAUGCAGUUCUAUGCCAAAUGAGAUUGAUGAUGAAACAAUAUGGAUACCAAAAAAUCUUUUUGAAGAAGUGUCUAGUCCAUUCGGAAGUAUAUUUGAUACCACCAAACUGGUGGUUGGAAUAGGUGCUGAGAAGCCAGUGCAGUGUGGUAGGGAUGUUCGAGUGGGAAAUUUUUCUGAGGCACACAAGACUCAUUUGGGAGAUGAAGACAGUGCAGUUAUAACAAAUAAGAGAUUACGCAAACCUACUCGAAGAUAUAUUGAAGAAACAUCAGAUUUGAAAUCCAGAUGCUGCAGAGAAACUAGAGGUUUAGUUAUUCAGAAACAAAGAGGUCUGCAUGCCUCCAGAGUUCAGCGUCGGAAAAAUGCCGCAGUUAUGGUGAGAUAUCCUUUCCAUGAAGUGGGAAAUGAGACUAUAAUAAGCGAGGAUGAAUUCUUAACUGCCGAUGAAUCUAGAGCAACAUAUGCUUUAAGGUUUCCAAAGUCUGAGUUACGAAAUAAUGCAUCAGAAGACUGGACCAGAACAGUUAGAAAUGAGAAAAGUGGGAUUAGAAGGAAACAUCAUAGACUUUGGACACUUCCAGAAGUGAUGAAGCUCAUUGAAGGUGUCUCCCAUUAUGGAGUUGGCAGAUGGACUGAUAUCAAGAGGCUCUUAUUCGCAACAUCUGCUUUCCGCACAUCUGUGGAUCUCAAGGAUAAAUGGAGAAACCUUUUGAGAGCUAGUGCUGCUCAGUUACAUGACAGAAAGCAGGUUGGGCCACACAAGAAACAUGUGACACUCCCCAUACCACAAUAUGUUAUGCGACGCAUUAGGGAGUUAUCUGCCAUUCAUCCGUACCCAAGGGAGCGAAAGCCAAGAGCACAGCUGAUUUCAAGCAAUCCAGUCUUCAGCCGCAGCAAUGACAAUUCCAGUAGCGGCGGCGACGAUGAACUCACAGAAGAAACAUAGUCUCACAUAGCAGAGACACUAAGUGGCUGUCUCUUUUUUGUUUCUUGCUUACCGAAAAUUUACCUUCACUUUCAACAUAAUACAUAUUGCCAACUUUGUACAAGUAAUGUUCUUCAAUCGAUCGGAGUGCAAUGGGAAUAGAAAUGCUCCUCAAAAUUGGUGGAGGAGACCGAGGGUUUCGGUUUUCUUUUA
Molecule: messenger RNA, 2158 nt
Organism: Musa acuminata AAA Group (dessert banana)
Lineage: Eukaryota; Viridiplantae; Streptophyta; Magnoliopsida; Zingiberales; Musaceae
Exons: 10
Coding region: 236-1966 (576 amino acids)
Source: RefSeq, a predicted model, not a curated record